CACGAUAACAAGAUGUAAUUUUACGGGAAAGAACUACGCCGGUGGUGACAGUGUCCUGAAAUUAAUUAAACUUUCUAUUCCUUCGACGUUGCUGAGUAUAAUUUAUGAGUGUCAAUUCGUAUUAAUCAAUAAUGAGUGUAUUGGAGAUACUAUUUCUCGUGAUAAAAAUUUCGAUUAUAUCGGGACGAUUGACAGUUUUAAAAAGUGUAUCAUCAAGACAUCUACCCUAUAAGAUGUGUAUGACGGAAGACGAUGGUGGAGGUUUAGUAUGGAACAUCAAUUUGACUUCGAGGGACUAUGAUGCACUUAAAAAACUUAACUUUAGGGUACUAAACUAUUAUCAGACAAAGGAAAUAGACUGCGAUCUGGAUUCGAACGAAAGUUGCACGAAUACUUGGAAUACCGCAGGUUGGAGUUUAACAGAUUCCAAAGAAAAUCCUAUGGGUCCGGUGUUCGAUCGCCGAUGGGAAGGCUUCAUAGAGUAUAAUAAUUUUGAUGAGCCUGGAUACUUCUCGCCCGACAAAUUGACAAAAUUACGAACUUUCGUAGUUUCUAUUCGUGGCACGAAUGACGCUCUGAUACUAUUAUGUGAGAGUGAACAUUAUACUACCGAUUUUUGUUACUGGAUCAUCCUUGGUGGCUGGAGGAACACGAUUUCUGUGAUACGAAGAUGCGCGACUGGCGUACCGAUUCUAGGACAGUACAGCUAUACCUACGAGUGCGGUCAAGAAAGGAAUUCUUAUGCAGGCAGUGUACUUUCUCCGACCGAAUGGAGAACCUUCAUUGUUACGUGGAACGAAAGCGCGAAAAACCUAUCGGUUUAUAAUACAGAAAAGUUGCUCCUAACGUACGUGGAAACCGAGGAACUGUCAUCGGCUACAACUGUAAAUUGCACGCUAUUCAUAGGAAGUCACACCGAGAUGCUAUUUCGAUUUCACUUAUACAACUUCCUCCAUACAAUCGAAUCGAAGGCAGCUCUGACGAGCCCUACGCUAUCUCUUCUCGACGGGAAUCUUUGUGUAGAAAUAAUAAUUGGCCUGUGCGCGGAAUGUGAGAUGGAAAUAGCAUUGAUAAAUAAUCGCUAUGAAAAACAAGUGUUAGAAACAAUAAAAGGAUCAACGGUGGCCGCUGCUCACGGGCUGCCCAUGUGGCAAUACGUUCGGAUCAAUCGAACGAUUUCAUCCGACUUUGUAAAUGUAAAGAUACAGUUGAUACCAGGACUCGAGCGGGAAAGCUGCAGUCCAUUCUGGGCCGUAGCAAACUUUCGUGCGUGUCCACCAACAGGUUCUAUACGAUACGUUACUACGAAGAACUAUGAGCGUUACUUGUGGCCACCAGUCACGUGCCAAAAACUGUUUUACAAAGAAAAGUUUGUCGUAAAUUCCGAUCUCGACGUCUCGACGUCUGUAAAAAUUGAUGGUUUCGACUGUCCCGAUGGAAAGGUGGGACCCUACUGCUCGAUAAAUUGCGAUUUUCAGACGGACAACUUUGGGAAUUGCACAAAUACUGUAAUUUGCGAAAGUAUGGGUUGCACGUGUCUACCCGGUUUUACUGGAAUACAAUGCGAAAACACUUGUCCUCUUCAUCGGUACGGACAGAACUGCGAGGAAAAUUGUGGAGAAUGUGAUAAUAACGUUUGCGACUUCAAAACAGGAAACUGCAUGUAUGGCUGUAACAAUUCUCAAAGAUACUAUGUACCACCGUUAUGUAAAAAAAGCAUAGAUGUUCUUCCACCGCCCAAAAUCGACUUUAUCAACGAGACAACCGUUCGCGCUAUUGUUCCAGCAAUAGAGGAAUAUAAAUUAACAUCAUUCCGUUACCAAUUUGUUAUACUGAAAAUAAUGGAGAACGUUGCCCGUAUUAUUGGAGAUCCAGUGAUAAUAUUUGAAAACACUACAGCGUUGAUUGGAUACACUAACGACUUAGAGCCUGGCACUACUUAUAACAUUUAUUGCCUACUAUACUAUAAUGAACAGCUAUUUAUUCUCGGAGAAGUGACCAACUUUACGACCAAAUGCACUCCGACUAACGAUUUCAGAGUAAUCCCAGGAAAUAAUAGUUUGACGCUAGUGAAGGAUCAGAACAUAGGCUAUUCGUACUGUCCAGACAACUGGUACAGUGUCGUUAUCGAGCACUCCGAGACAGGUGUUCAGAUUAUCAAAGAAAACGCACUCAAACUGCCGUACCACGUUUUAGACUUGAAGGCGUAUACUUAUUACAAGAUUACGGUCGCCCAUCAAACAGUGACGUUUUUCUCAGAGGAAGUUCGAACCCUCGACGGAGAACCAUCCAAAGUGACAAACGUUGAGACAGAACUGAUUUCAAAUAGUAAUUUAACGUUAAAAUGGAAUCCUCCUCGACAGUUAAAUGGUAUCAUAAAGUAUUACAAAAUUAUAUUGAAGAUUGAAACUUAUAAAGGCUGCGACAAUCUGCGCAAGGAUUCUCCAAAGUGGAACGUUUCAAACGAAAUUACAUCUACCAGCAUUACUUUCGCAAAUUUGGUUCCCUACGCGAAAUACGUCGUAGAAAUUUCAGCUUGUACGUCUUACUGUGGCCCCUCCGAGAAGAGAACCAUCGACACCGUCGAAAAUGAAAUGCCAACUUCCGUGUACAGUAAUUUGAGAAUUGAAGAUUUCACGUUGAAAUGGGAUCAACCGGAAAAUUGCACCACAAUUUCUGGUUCUAUGUUUACAAGAAUCAUUAUUAUCGGCAUUAGCAAAUCCGUUGCAAAUGUCAACAUUACUAAACAGACUACACUUUGUUCUAUGGAUUUAAAAAAGUUUCUUUGUGGCGCGGAAACGUACAAGAUCCGAAUUUAUGUCAUCAGAGGCUACGGUAAAAAGCACAAUGAUUUGCUUUAUCAGGAAAUUCGUUUCACUACGCCGCCGAAAGCACCGCCUUCGGUAAGGAAUCUAGAGAUUUUUGAGAUCGAUACUCUAUACAACACCAUACAUUUAAGGUGGCAAAAACCAGAACCACCUAUCCAUGGAGAAAUAGAAUUCUAUACCGUAAAAUGUUGUAACAACAGAAUGUGCAAGGUUUUGAUGAACAUAUCGCCAACAGCAUACUGCAAUUUGUGGAACGAGUACAUCUGCGCGACUGCCGAUAAUUGCAAACCGAUGAACACGAUUAUGGUUUCAGCCAACAACGUAAACGUUUCAACGCCCGGGACUUCGAUGCCAAUUAAUUUGAACGUGUUUGAACCAGAGGCGCCUAAAAUCUUCAACGUCGAGGCUCUCGAGAAAGGAGUCGUUAACGCGAGUUGGUCUCACCCAUGGAAAACAGGCGAACGGCUCGCGGAAUUUCUGAUAACCGUGGAAAUGAUAUCCUCGGAUCUGAGAAUGGAAAUUAGAGACUCGAUAAGAGCUACGAUAUACGAAUACCAGGUCAAGGAAUACCAGGUUCGGUACAACGAACAAUUGCACUUGUUGUCGUCGACCAUUUACGACGUAUCCGUUUGUGCAUUAACGAUAUCGGGAAAGCGUGGCGCGUCAGUAUCUAAGCAAGUGCGGACACCAUUGGCCAUGGCAUUCGAGGGAGAAUUAACGUCGAAAACAAGCGAUAUUCACUCGACGAUCGAGUUGCGCAUUCCUGUUGUUUCGAACGUCACGAAAAAUAGCCUGAUCAACGUGGCGGUGAAAGGGUCACAGUCCUGUGAUCAUUAUAUGAAAUUGAGCCCGUUUCUCCGCGAGAAGGCGGGUAUCGGCUACGACGAGAUCGCCUGGAACGCCGCCAGGAUCCCCACGCACAACUUUGCCGGUAGAACGUUUACAAUAGGCGAUAAUAAGGUUUACGGCGGUAUGAAGAACUGUCCGCUAAAGCCCGAUGAAUCCUACGAGAUAGUGGUUAUUUUGCAAACCGAAGGAGGAUCGAUGAACAAUCAGGCGAUGGUCGUGAAAACAACGUCGAUUCGUAUCGGCGAGGUCCCGAAGCGGCACGACGAAGCUUGGCUAGUUCCUCUUACGAUACUUCUCCUCAUAGCGAUCGUCGUAGCAGUUUACUUUUAUCGAAGAAAGAAGCCAGGAUUAUUAAAGACCAUCAUUGUUCGCGAAGAAAUGGCGUUGGCUCGUAACGCCGGGAAUCUCGAGGACAAAUCGAUUUUGACAAAUUCGAAACAAGUUUUAUCGGUCGCGCCCAUUGCAUCCGAUAAAGAAUGCGUGUCGCGUACGAGCACGCCCGACAGUGACGAUACGACGCUCGUGAAUUACGUAAAUCCGAAAGAAGAAGCAACUUCUCUGGUAAAAGUGAAGGAUUUCGAGGACUACGUGAGACAAGCUAUCGACUCUGGACUCCUCGACAGGCAGUACAAUAUACUCCCGAGGGGCCAAACAAAACCAUGGACGUACGGGAAGCUGCCACAGAACAAAUCGAAGAAUAGAUAUGGAAAUCUCAUAGCGUACGAUGAAAAUCGCGUGAUACUGAACAUACUUCCAGACGACCCAUACUCGGAUUACAUUAAUGCUAAUUACAUUAAGGGUUACAAAAAAGAGAAGUGUUACAUAGCUACCCAAGGACCAAAACCGAACACUAUCAUCGACUUCUGGAGGAUGAUUUGGCAAGAAGGGACCCUUAUUAUUUGCAUGGUCGCGAAUCUAAUCGAGAACGGAAAGGCAAAAUGCGAACAGUACUGGCCCGACAUACGAAAAAAGAAAAAAUAUGGCGACUUGCUAGUCUUCCAUGUUAAGCAGACCGUGUUCGCGGAUUACACGUUUCGUACUUUCCACGUAACCUGCGAAGACGAAACUCGUAAGAUCGAGCAUCUGCAUUAUACAGCCUGGCCGGAUCACGGAGUCCCUUUAUCCACGCAUUCGGUGGUCAGGUAUUUGAAGAAACUAUUGGCAACGUCACCCGGAAACGGACCUGUGGUUGUCCAUUGUAGCGCAGGCGUCGGAAGAACUGGAACCAUAAUUUUGUGCGACGUUUGUCUCCGACGAGCCGCCGCAGAAGGGGUGGUCGACAUGUUCGCCGAAACCGAGUCGAUCAGAAGUCAGAGGGCUAACAUGGUAGACACGAAGCAACAGUAUCUCCUAGCUCACUUGACGCUAGUUGAAUGUUUACUUUCUAUCCCAACAUCGUUGCCCUGCAACGAGAUUUUCCCAACGAAGAUCAAGGAACUUAAAAAGCAGCUGGCGAUGCAGCAACUCAGUUUGGAGAAGACUAUCUGGCAAGACGAAGCCCUUCGUCCAAUUAAUUCAGCGCCACUGACGGAACGCAACCUUGCCAAAAACAGAUUCCCAGAAUUAGCAACAGUCAACAGAGUGUACUUGAAAAGAUAUCCACCGGCAGAUGAGGACAGCGAUUACAUUUCCGCUGUUUACGUGGAUGGUAUGAGAUUGCAGAAACAGUACAUUGCAACGCAAUUGCCGUUGCCUGGGACGGUCAACGAUUUCUGGAGAAUGGUGGCCGAAUAUAACGUCGAGUUAAUCGUUAUGCUACAGCCGCCUGACCCGAACGACACGACCUGCUGUUCCAUUGUUCCGUAUGAGGAAUUCAAGCCGGUGCCAUACAUAAACAUCAAGACAAAAGAAUUCAUCGAAUUCGAAUUUUACACCUCGCAGAAGCUGAUACUUGUUGAUAAUUCGGAGAAGCCCCCCACAGAACAACAAGUAACAAUUUUGUGCUCCACGGAAUGGAAAGCUGGCAGAAAUCAAGAUCCACCAGCAACGAUGAUGUUAAUGUCACUGUGGCAAGCCUCGGAGAAAAUACCUAGAGGAGAUGGGCCAACUGUCGUAGUUUGCCACGACGGCGUAACAGGCUGUGGACUUUACCUAGCUUUAAGUUUUCUUUUGGAGAAAAUGGCCGUAGAACGAGAAUGCGACGUUUGCUUGGCGAUUCGCGCGGUUAGAAGAUCCAGACCCGAUUUCGUCCGAUCUUUGGAACAAAUGGAGUACUUGUACGACGCAACGAUUACGUACUUUAAAUACUUCGAAACGUACGCGAAUUUCAUGUGAAAAAUCCCUACUCUAAUUGUUCGUUCGAUUCAUCGUACAAAUUGUUUCGAUUGAUUUUAACGAGAUGAAACUAGUUUCCUAAUACGAGCAUCGUUCGUCCCAUAAAUUAUACCGUUACGUAAUUAUUUAAUACUGAAAUUCUCGACUCUC
Colletes gigas is the source of this 6101-nucleotide messenger RNA. RefSeq names its product receptor-type tyrosine-protein phosphatase F-like. Lineage: Eukaryota; Metazoa; Arthropoda; Insecta; Hymenoptera; Colletidae. The transcript has 31 exons. Bases 132 to 5951 code for a protein of 1939 amino acids. The record is from RefSeq and is a predicted model, not a curated record. Gene Ontology annotation, biological process: protein dephosphorylation. Gene Ontology annotation, molecular function: protein tyrosine phosphatase activity; protein binding.